AUGUCUGAUGCGUUCAGUAAUGAAGAUUUACGAACAGGCGAGUUUCACCGUAUGCUAGAAAAGUUUAAUAUGACAGUCAACAGAAUUGAUAUCGAUAAGUGCACAACGGAUGGUACCGCCUUGGCUGGAAACGGAUGCUUUUUUGUUAUCAAUAUCAACGUUGAAGUGAAGCCUGAAUUUGGGAAAGAAAAUGGCUGUCCGUAUAUUCAGGGUAUUGUAUAUUACGAGAAGAAAGUAGCUCAGUAUCUAGAGACAAGGAAAGAACAACGUACACGUUUGCCUUGUUUUAUUUUGUACUUGGCAGGCCCAUUUCUCGGAGUUGCAGGGGUCAUUUAUGGCCAAGAUAAAAUAUUGACCGACCCUCUAAUCGGACCUAUCCCAUUGAUGUUGCUUCGAUAUGACAGAGAACAAAUGAUGAAAAUUGCGCGAGUGUUUACUGCUCUUGAAUCAGCCUAUAAAAUGCUUCACGAAUAUUACAAUUCGCCUGAGACAGGUCCACAAUCACUGUGGCCCUAUUAUCAAGCAUUUAAUUAUCAACACAAACAGGUGGAGUUCGAGUAUAUAGAGCAGCUGUAUGAGGAUAAGUUACUGUUUGUGGUGGAAACCAAACAGAAUUCAGACAUUCCUCGGAGGUUACGUGUUAAGUUCACAGAAUCAUAUGGGGAAGCGGUGCACAAAUUCUGUGCUGAUCGUGGGUUUGCCCCUAAACUAUUUGAGUGUUACAAGCUCUCUGAGCGAUGGAAAGUGGUAAUAAUGGAAUAUUCGGAGGACUAUGACAACUUGUUUAGUGUGUUUCAUGCAAGAGGUGAGUGGAAAGAGAAGAUUAAAAAGUUCAUUGAGGAGAUGCACCAUGCUGGGUUUGUGCAUGGAGAUUUGAGAAAAGCCAAUAUUCUCUAUCAAGCAACAGAUGAAUCUGUAAAUGUAGUGCUAGUUGACUUCGAUUGGGCGGGUGAGGCUGGCAAAGUCUUUUACCCUUCCUUCUUGAACAUCGAAAGUGUCAAAAGACAUCCUGAUGCAAUAUCUGAUAAGGUUAUCACUCCAGAGCAUGAUAUAUUUAGUUUUACGUUGAUGUAA
Paraglomus occultum is the source of this 1074-nucleotide messenger RNA. The record is from the annotation of a GenBank genome assembly. Lineage: Eukaryota; Fungi; Glomeromycota; Glomeromycetes; Paraglomerales; Paraglomeraceae.